Molecule: messenger RNA, 3267 nt
Organism: Torulaspora globosa
Lineage: Eukaryota; Fungi; Ascomycota; Saccharomycetes; Saccharomycetales; Saccharomycetaceae
Gene: CRM1
Product: exportin CRM1
Exons: 1
Coding region: 1-3267 (1088 amino acids)
Biological process (GO): protein export from nucleus; ribosomal small subunit export from nucleus; ribosomal large subunit export from nucleus
Cellular component (GO): nucleus; cytoplasm
Molecular function (GO): small GTPase binding; nuclear export signal receptor activity
Source: RefSeq, a predicted model, not a curated record
AUGGAGUCAAUUUUAGAUUUCUCUAGUGAUCUGAAUAUCACAACGCUCGACGAGGUGGUAGACACCUUUUACAAAGGAUCGGGAGCGCAGCAAAAACAAGCACAGGACAUUUUGACCAAAUUUCAAGAGCAUCCAGAUGCAUGGCAACGUGCUGACAAGAUAUUGCAGUUUUCGAACAAUGCGCAGACCAAGUUUAUUGGAUUGACCAUUUUGGAUAAACUAAUCACUACGAAAUGGAAGCUCUUGCCCGAGGAGCAACGGGUCGGCAUCAGAAACUUCGUGGUCGGGAUGAUCAUAGUGAUGUGUCAAGGUGAUGCGUUAUUUCAUUCGCAGAAAAACCUUAUCAACAAGGCGGAUUUGACUUUGGUCCAGAUCUUGAAGCAGGAAUGGCCUCAGAAUUGGCCAGAUUUUAUCCCCGAGUUGAUCGGAAGCUCGAACUCUUCUGUCAACGUGUGUGAAAAUAACAUGAUUAUCCUGAAGCUAUUGUCUGAAGAAGUGUUUGAUUUCUCCGCGGAACAAAUGACGCAGGCAAAAUCACUGCAUCUAAAGACUUCAAUGUCCAAGGAAUUUGAACAAAUUUUCAAGCUUUGUUACCAGGUCCUUGAACAGGGGUCUUCGACGUCUUUGAUUGUAGCUGCUUUGGAGUCUCUUUUGAGAUAUCUGCACUGGAUUCCAUACCGCUACAUUUACGAGAGCAACAUUUUAGAACUGCUAAGCACCAAAUUUUUGAUGUCAGCCGAAACAAGAGCUGUCACUUUGAAAUGUUUGACUGAAGUAUCAAACCUCGAAAUACCACAAGAUAAUUCUCGCAUCAAGACCCAGACAGUUCUUUUCUUUCAAAACAGUUUACAACAAAUUGCAGGUAAUGUAAUUCCUGUGACAGCGGAUUUAAAAGCUACCUACGCCACGGCCACCGGUAUGGAUCAAUCUUUUCUGCAGGAUUUUGCAAUGUUUUUGACAACUUACCUGGCACGUCACAGAUCUCUCCUGGAAGAAUUGUCUGGAGCUGACGGUAAUCUGCGGGAGCUGCUUUUGAAUGCUCAUCAAUACUUGAUCCAACUGUCUAAAAUAGACGAAAGGGAACUUUUCAAAACGACAUUGGAUUACUGGCAUAAUUUGGUGGCCGCUUUGUUUUUAGAGGUGCAACAGCUGCCACACAAUGAAAUGAAUCCCUUGAUGCAGCUAUCUAUGGGAUCUCAGUCCAUUACAAGUAACAGUGGAGCUCUAAAUCCAGAGUUUUUGAGAAGGUUUCCAUUGAAAAAACAUAUUUACGAUGAAAUCUGCUCUCAAUUAAGGUGGGUUAUCAUUGAGAAUAUGGUCAGACCCGAAGAAGUGCUGAUUGUGGAAAAUGACGAAGGUGAAAUAGUGAGAGAAUUUGUCAAGGAAUCAGAUACCAUUCAGCUUUACAAGUCUGAAAGGGAGGUUCUUGUUUACUUAACCCAUUUGGAUGUUAUAGAUACGGAGGAGAUCAUGAUCAGUAAACUAGCAAGACAAAUAGAUGGCUCAGAAUGGUCAUGGCAUAAUAUCAACACGCUCUGCUGGGCCAUUGGUUCUAUCUCUGGUACGAUGAGUGAAGAGACAGAGAAAAGAUUCGUCGUUACUGUGAUAAAGGAUCUAUUGGCACUAACCGAGAAAAAGAGAGGUAAGGACAACAAAGCCGUUGUGGCGUCGAACAUCAUGUAUGUUGUGGGCCAAUAUCCUCGUUUCUUGAAAGCACACUGGAACUUCCUAAGAACUGUUGUGUUGAAGUUGUUCGAGUUUAUGCAUGAGACACACGAAGGUGUGCAGGACAUGGCUUGUGAUACCUUUAUAAAAAUUGUUCAGAAGUGUAAAUAUCACUUCGUCAUCCAGCAACCGAGAGAAUCCGAGCCAUUCAUCCAAACUAUCAUUAGAGACAUCCAGGAAACUACUGCUGAUUUGCAGCCGCAACAGGUCCAUACUUUCUACAGAGCGUGUGGUUUGAUCGUAAGUGAAGAAAGAAAUGCUGGUGAGAGAGAUAGAUUGCUGAGUGAAUUGAUGCAGCUGCCCAACAUGGCUUGGGAUGCCAUAGUUGAGCAAUCUUCUGCCAAUACUGAUUUGCUAUUGGACUCAGAAACGGUGAAAAUAAUUGCAAACAUUAUCAAAACAAAUGUUGCAGUCUGUACCUCAAUGGGGGCAGAUUUCUACUCCCAACUUGGUCACAUAUACUACAACAUGCUUCAACUGUACAGAGCUGUCUCUUCAAUGAUUUCCACUCAAGUCGCAAACGAGGGUUUGAUUGCUACCAAGACACCCAAGGUGCGUGGCUUAAGAACAAUAAAGAAAGAGAUUUUGAAGUUGAUUGAAAUAUACAUUUCAAAGGCAAAGAAUCUGGAAGUUGUCGAAGUCCUCGUGGAGCCACUACUAAAUGCUGUUCUUGAGGAUUAUAUGAAGAAUGUCCCAGAUGCUAGAGAUGCCGAAGUUUUGAACUGCAUGACCACAGUGGUGCACAAGGUUGGUCAUAUGAUACCUCAGGGUGUUAUUUUGAUUCUGCAAAGUGUCUUCGAAUGUACAUUGAACAUGAUCAAUAAAGAUUUCACCGAAUACCCUGAACAUCGUGUCGAGUUUUACAAGUUGUUGAAGGCAAUCAAUGAAAAGUCAUUCAAUGCUCUGUUGGAACUCCCCGCAGCUGCAUUCAAAUUGUUCGUGGACUCUAUCUGCUGGGCUUUCAAACAUAACAAUCGUGAGGUCGAGGUUAACGGCUUACAAAUCGCCGUCGAUCUCGUUAAGAACAUCGAGAAAUUGAACGGAUCAACUUUCGCUAAUGCGUUCUUCAAGAAUUUCUACUUCACAUUCGUAAGUGAGACGUUUUACGUUCUCACCGAUUCUGAUCACAAAUCAGGGUUCUCGAAGCAGUCUCUGUUGCUAAUGAGGCUUAUCUCACUUGUUGAAGAUAAUAAAAUUGGCGUACCUCUUUACGCUGAGGGUGAAGCUCCAGAAGGUACUUCAAACCAGGUAUAUUUGAAUGAAUACCUGGCCAACAUGCUUGGCAACGCAUUUCCACAUUUGGCCAGAGAACAGGUCACAAAUUUCUUGAUAGCGUUGCUCAAACAAUACAAAGAUCCUUCAAAGUUCAAUGGUACUUUAAGAGAUUUUCUGGUACAGAUCAAAGAAGUGGGAGGCGAUCCGACCGAUUAUCUAUUUGCAGAAGAGAAGGAGAAAGCUUUGCUCGAACAAAGCAGACUUGAAAAGGAGAGAGCUUCUAAAGUCGGCGGGUUGUUGAAGCCUUCCGAGCUCGACGAUGAUUAG